CGCACGAAACUUAUCAGUCGUUUUUUAAAGCGGCUCGUCGCUGUGAAUUUUUCGUGAUACUCACGAUCGGCAGUGACCUCGCUCAGUGUUAUAUCCGUAGUUUCUUAUUAGCUGGGAGGGUAGCUGUUAUCGUUCUUCCUCUUUUUUAAGGUGUCUUAAAUUUUGGUUCCUGAUGUACUGUACAUGAUAAGCCGUUUACCGAGGAAUCUUUGUUUGACAUUCGCCAGGAAAAUUUUAAGAAGAAGAUACUCCCCAUACUGCCGUUGACCUUGUGCCUUCCGAAUUGUCUGGUGGCGGUGAACCGAAGCGAGAAAGUUAAUUGGCUAGAUUGAUAGUGCAAGACGUAGCCUUCUCACUGCCCUCCAAAAUGCCCUCGGACGUGAAGGAAUUUUUACGCCAAGCAGCAAUGCAAGUCGGCGCGGGCGGAUCCGCUGGCUUCGUGGAGGUUUGCAUUAUGCAUCCACUCGAUUUGGUCAAAACGAGGCUGCAACUUCAAGCUAGUCCCGCUGCUGGUGCUUCCAAGUCUGCUACAUACUAUAAUGGUGUAUUCGAUUGCAUCCGUAAGAUGGCCAAAGCGGAGGGAGUCUUUUCGCUGUAUAAAGGUAUCUUACCUCCGGUGUUGGUUGAAACACCGAAACGAGCCGUUAAAUUUUUAACCUUCGAACAGUACAAGCGAUUCUUCAUGUUCGGAUCUGACAAAGCUACACCUCUGACUUUCUCCUUAGCUGGACUAGGAGCGGGUGUAACGGAAGCGAUCCUUGUAAAUCCCUUCGAAAUGGUUAAGGUGACCUUGCAGGCUAACAAAAACAAAAUGGGACAGGUACCGACCACUUGGGCUGUUACCAGGCAGAUCAUCAACGAAUCUGGCUUCGGUUUGAACGGGCUCAACCGUGGACUGACGGCUACCAUCGGGCGAAACGGGGUGUUCAAUAUGAUUUACUUUGGUUUCUAUCACAGCGUCAAGGGCAUUGUGCCCGAAUAUAAGGAUCCCGUGCAAGAAUUCCUGCGCAAAGUUGGUAUUGGAUUCGUGAGUGGAACCCUCGGAUCGGUCGUGAACAUUCCUUUCGAUGUAGCAAAGUCUCGAAUUCAGGGUCCACAACCGGUACCCGGACAAGUGAAGUAUCGUACCACAUUUGGCUCGAUCGCCAUUGUCGCCCGGGAGGAAGGCUUUGCGGCGUUGUACAAAGGCCUCACUCCGAAGGUGAUGCGUCUGGGUCCGGGCGGUGCAAUCAUGCUCGUCGUUUACGAGUAUGUGUACGAAUUUCUCGACGGGUACUUUAAGUAGUUGUAUAACCGAGUAAUGGGACAUGCAAUUAAAGGAGGAGUGCCACGAAGAGCAUAAAACAACAUACCGUUAGACUAACCCCAGCGGCGAUCGUUUGGAAGUUCCUUGUUUGAACAAAACUCUUUGAAGAUUUAUCGUAAACGUGUUGCAUUUAAAUAUUGAGUAUUUCAGUCAGCUGUUUGCAGGGUUUUAUAUAAACAUUUUUUUGUUAAACAAACUAUUCCAGAACAAAUCUUUAGGCCAUGAUAUAAGUAUUAUUUUGAGGUGUAAUGUUACAAAAUGGAUACCUGUAUAAAUUGGGUAAUUUGUUGUUUUAAAUAAAAAUGUUUUCUU
This is a messenger RNA of Anopheles coustani, 1618 nucleotides long. Its product is annotated as mitochondrial 2-oxodicarboxylate carrier. The coding region runs from base 368 to 1285 and encodes 305 amino acids. NCBI's taxonomy places the organism in Eukaryota, Metazoa, Arthropoda, Insecta, Diptera, Culicidae. The record is from RefSeq and is a predicted model, not a curated record. The transcript has 8 exons.